Schistosoma turkestanicum is the source of this 518-nucleotide messenger RNA. The record is from the annotation of a GenBank genome assembly. Lineage: Eukaryota; Metazoa; Platyhelminthes; Trematoda; Strigeidida; Schistosomatidae.
UUGAGUACAUGUGUUGGUUGUAGCAUUUGUAGGUGUACAUAUUGCUCACGCUCUUGAACGAGAAAAGCUGAGUGAGAACGUACGCCGUGAAAUAGAAAAAGAAAUCAAUGAAGCGAAAAAUGCCACAUCUGAUAGACAACUCAAUAUCUCUAAAUGAUACCGAACUAGAAUCUAAUGAACAUCGUCUUUCUGUCAGCGUUUUAUUCGAAAAUUCAAAUUUUGCAGAAAUUGCUAUGCGUACACUUUCAGUGGAUUCUCCUCCUCCAAGGUCAACAGUUAAAGAACAAACGGAUCAAAAGGGUCCUAAUCUCAUUUGUACAUUCUCUGCUCCUGUCACAGCUAAUAAUAGAAAUCAACAGUUACGAAAAUUGCGUAUUGCUGUGAAUAGUUGGCUUGAUCAUGUUACAUUAGUUUCGGAAACGAUCAGUGCGUUUGGAACUAUGAAUUCCAAUUUUUCAUCUGAGCGAGCUAUUAAUGGUGUUUAAUUAUUUUACCAUAAUAUACAAUCUAGUGAUUCA